AGUAGCUUCAAUCACGCUCUCAAUCGUGGCCAUGGAGGACGCCGACCAAGAGACCGGUUUGGGGGCCGCUUAUUUUCCGCCGUCUUUGGUCUCUCUCACUCCAUUCCCGCCUUCAAUCUCCCCCUCCCCUCGCCGCCUUUCCAGCCAUUUCACGGAGCCAAGCCGUCCUGUUCGAGCGGCGAGAAAGCUGGCCUGGGUGUCUCUCCAGGGUCGGAUCGUCGGCGCCGAGGAAGCGAGCUCGGCCAGAUCAAUAGGUGGCGGAUUGAACCGAGAAGAAGCCGUGGCUUGGGAGCUGUUUAGCCCCAUUCAUCGGAUUCUUAUAGUCGCCGUUGUAGCUGUUGCCUCCGUGAAUUCGAAGAAAAAUAAGCAGAUUUUUCAGCUCAGAAGAUCAGUAGAACUCAGGGAUAAAGUGCUCUUAAGCAUGCAACAGAAGCUUGACAAUCUGUGCGAGCAAAUGAAUUAUAUUAAGGAUCAGCCAGAAUGCGAGGACUUGUCAUUGACUAAGAAUAUGGAGUUCCCAUCCACAUUCAGCCGAUUAUCCACCUCCAACAAAACCAAUUUUGCUGGUUGUGAUUGUCGCCUUUUUCAUCAACAUAGGCCUCCAACAAAUGAUUUGAUGGGUAAUUCGGUUGUGAAAGCAUCUCGUGGGGAUGAGAUGUUUGAGUAUAAAAUUCCUCUUGUAAAUGGGGUUGAACAAGAGGAGCGCCGAUUGUCUGAUUGGUCAGACUGGGCUUCCAGCGUUACUUCCUCAGUGGAUAUGCAGUCUCAAAAAGAUAUCGAACAAGAUAUCUGUAAUCUCAAAAAGGAAUGUGAAGAAAAGGAUGCUACAAUAAAGAAGCUUUCUACUUUUCUCCACUCAUCUGAAGUUGCUGGUUCAAAGAGGAUUACAGAGUUAGAAGACAUCAUUCGCAGGAAGAACAUGGUAAUUACAAAACUUAAGAAAGACCUGGUGGUCCUAGAGCAGAAGGUGGUGCACCUAACAAGACUUCGGAGACCCUCUUUUUCUGCCUCAAGCUCAAAUGUGGGGCAGCUUCCAUUCAUGGCAGAGAACCUCAUUUAUGAUAUGGAUAGUACUACCAGUCCAUCAUCAUCUGAUUCAGAUUGCCCCCCCAGGAACCGGCCACAAGCUCCCGUUGCCAGAAUCCAGGAAAUCACUGUUCAAAAUAGCGAGUCUGCUCCAAGCAGAGAUAAGAAAUUGGGAAAGGUAAAAGGCUUGAGUUCCUCAGUGAAGCCAACCAACCUGCAGCAGAAGUCCCGACCAGUGAGUCCUCUAAAAGAGAGAUCAAUGAACUGGAGACCUGAUUUUGUCACUUUGAGACCAAAGCCCUCAUUAUCAGCUGGUGGAGAUCUAAACAAUAGUAGGAGGAGAGCUCGGACUGGAUCAAAGGAUGUAGCGCAACAGAAGAGAUGGGCUUAGUUAUUAAAGAAAAUAAGUACGUGAGAGUUUUGGUACAAAACCAUAUGAAGUUGGGUGGUUGCAGGAUAUUUAAUAAGUAGAGGUCUUUUGGGGAAAAAAAAAAAAGAA
Cornus florida is the source of this 1525-nucleotide messenger RNA. RefSeq lists its product as uncharacterized. Bases 32 to 1417 code for a protein of 461 amino acids. The transcript has 7 exons. Lineage: Eukaryota; Viridiplantae; Streptophyta; Magnoliopsida; Cornales; Cornaceae. The record is from RefSeq and is a predicted model, not a curated record.